AUGCACCAUUCAAAAUGGCUUCCAAUGAUGUGGAAGUGGAAGAUUACUUGGAACAGUGAACGAGAUUUCCCGUCUUAAUUUUGACUUUUUGUCGUGAGAGGAGCACGUUUUGGCCAAUUUCUGAUUAUGGAUACACAGAAAACAAAUCCCUUGUAUAGCUCACCGUACGGAGGUGUUCCUACAUUUUCGAGUGGAGCGUUACCAACAACUUUUUCACCUAGCGGAAUGGCAGCUUCUGCUGCGCCAACUGCGCCAACGAUAUCAACUUCCACAGCGGCCGCAUCAACUUCGCAGACGUGGCAGAAUGAUUUUGAGUUUGUGUCAGAUGAUGACCUUACCUCAGCUUCAGAAGCGCCCACGGGACAAACUGGCGACGUUCAGCUAGACAUGGGAGACAUGCAGUACACUGAUGCUACAUCCACAGACUUCAAGGCACAGUCGGGAAGUAGUGCCUCACAAUUCCUGCAGAACAAGGGCUACGGCUGGCUGCUGGAGGUGGAAGAUGUCGACGAUGACAAUAAACCUUUGCUCGAAGAGCUCGACAUUGACCUGAAGGAUAUUUACUACAAAGUGCGCUGUGUGGUGUUCCCCUGCCCCUUCCUGGGCUUCCAGAGGCAAAUCCUGAGGGAAAGCCCUGACUUCUGGGGUCCACUCCUGGUAGUUCUCCUCUUCUCUGCAGUCUCCCUCUAUGGACAGUUUAGGGUGGUAUCGUGGAUCAUAACUAUCUGGAUAUUGGGUUCUCUCAUCAUCUUCCUUCUUGCUAGAGUCUUGGGUGGAGAGGUCAACUAUUCCCAGUGUCUUGGUGUGAUUGGUUACUCGUUACUUCCUCUCAUCAUCACGGCUACCACGUUACCGUUACUGGGCACCAUUCCCUACGUUGGAUUUGUUGCAAAGUUUGCUGGGGUUCUGUGGGCUGCCUACAGUGCCGGAUCCUUACUCAUACAAGACAGUCUUGCCCACAAGAAACCUCUCCUUAUUUAUCCCGUCUUACUCUUAUACAUAUAUUUCUUCUCUUUGUACACCGGUGUAUAGACAACAGCUUAACGUUUAUAUUAAAGCCAGAUUUUAUAAAAACGCUGCAACAGCGAACAUUGCUGUAACAAAAUCAGGGAAAAAAUGUUGCAACCUGACGCCACUGUUUUCUUCAUAUAUCAUCUCAAUGAAGGUCAGUCAUUGUAAAAAUGAUGAUAAGACACGA
This is a messenger RNA of Patiria miniata (bat star), 1198 nucleotides long. It is a transcript of the gene yipf4, whose product is annotated as protein YIPF4-like. Gene Ontology annotation, cellular component: trans-Golgi network; membrane. NCBI's taxonomy places the organism in Eukaryota, Metazoa, Echinodermata, Asteroidea, Valvatida, Asterinidae. The record is from RefSeq and is a predicted model, not a curated record. The transcript has 6 exons. Gene Ontology annotation, biological process: vesicle fusion with Golgi apparatus; endoplasmic reticulum to Golgi vesicle-mediated transport. The coding region runs from base 127 to 1032 and encodes 301 amino acids.